Messenger RNA from Paramecium tetraurelia, 729 nucleotides. RefSeq lists its product as uncharacterized. Gene Ontology annotation, biological process: translation. NCBI's taxonomy places the organism in Eukaryota, Ciliophora, Oligohymenophorea, Peniculida, Parameciidae. The transcript has 5 exons. Gene Ontology annotation, molecular function: structural constituent of ribosome. The record is from RefSeq and is a predicted model, not a curated record. Gene Ontology annotation, cellular component: ribosome.
AUGUUAACAAAAAGUAUCAGAUUAUUCAGACAAUUUAGAUUUUGUUCAGCUAUAGAAGAAAUUACUAAAAAAUAAGCUGAAUGGUCAGCCAUAGCAAAAUAAAAAACAUAAUCACAAUAAGAAUUUUUAGAAUAAGCAUUAUCAUAAGACCAAAAAUAAAGAGUGAAGGCUAUAGCAGAUGCUUGUUGUGAGCUGGAUCUCUUUGAAUUGUAAUGUUUGAUGAGCUUGUUGAAUGAAAAUCAUUACAAGGCUCAAGGAAUUGGUCUCUUUUAGAUUGAUUCAAAUUGGCCUGUAAUCAAACAAAAUGAAGUACCAACUUGGCCUCCAAAAGAGAAAGAGCAAAUCGAGGCAUAUAUGAAAGAACUAUUUGGAGAAAAUGUCCCUGAUUUCAAAGCCAUUUUUGGAGGUGUUGGAUCAAUCGGUAGUCAAGCUCCAUCUCAAAGUGCUGCUUCAAGUGAAGCUCCUAAGUAGGAACAAAAGAAAGCAGAAGCUGCCCCUAAAGUUGAAGCCGAAAAAAAAAAUUACGAUGUAGAGUUAAGCGCAAUUGACGCAGCACAGAAAAUUAAGAUCAUCAAAGAAGUUAGAUAAUUACUUAAUCUUGGAUUGAAAGAAGCCAAAGACUUGGUCGAGAAAUUGCCAGCCAAUUUGGGUAAGCAAGUGCCAAAGGAGAAAGCCAAUGAAUUAAAAGAAAAGUUAACAGCUGCUGGUUGUACAAUUAAUUUGAAGUGA